Molecule: messenger RNA, 1569 nt
Organism: Ictalurus punctatus (channel catfish)
Lineage: Eukaryota; Metazoa; Chordata; Actinopteri; Siluriformes; Ictaluridae
Gene: efna2a
Product: ephrin-A2a
Exons: 4
Coding region: 820-1419 (199 amino acids)
Biological process (GO): ephrin receptor signaling pathway; osteoclast differentiation; axon guidance
Cellular component (GO): plasma membrane
Molecular function (GO): ephrin receptor binding
Source: RefSeq, a predicted model, not a curated record
UAAGCCCCGCCUCCUGCUGGUUAUUAUUGGUCACUGCAAAUAGCCAAUCAGAAUCGCCUGUGGUGUGAGAGGAGGUUUGAGUCGCUCAGGUCGUUAGUCAGCGGUAAUACUGACUGCGGUGCGGACCUGAUACACACACACACUCUCUCUCUCUCUCUCUCUCUCUCUCUCACACACACACACACACACACACACACACACACACACACUGCGGGGAGAUUUAAACACCGUCACAGGUUCUGGAUGACUGCAGGAGUGUGUGAGAGGAGAAACGUGACCAUGAGAUGAAAGAAAGGGAUUUAUUUCUGAUGUAGAAGACCAUAUGAGGAAAACAAACAGUGAAACAUCACUGAGCUUGUGCAGUUAAAGUUAAACCAGACUGAUGAUGAUGAUGAUGAAGAUGCAUGAGGAAUUUGACUGUACUGUCCAUGCAAAUAAUUUCUCAAGCACUGUAAGACAGCUGGAGAUCCUCCUCCACACGUGCUGAGCUUGAAUUCAGGUGGAGCGGAUGGGACUGAGGAACUUCGCAGCACUUCAUCCUCCAGCAUCACGGACAUGCAGGUCAUUUAUAAAAUCUUAUCCGAAUAACCUCCGAGCUGCGUAAGAGAAGAGAAGGUGUUUCCGAGGAAGGAUUUAACGUCCGUACGUUUAAGGUUCCUCCUCAUGCUUAUCAUGUCCAUGAAUAAGAUCUGAUCAUCGACAUUCUGAAUCCAUGGAUGAAGACGCGCACUUCAUUACAAGGUUCCUGUGAUGCUCCUCUGUUACAAAUAAGAUUUUUGUUAAUAUAAGGAGAAGAUCAUUGGUGUGACUUCCACCCAAAUGGAGGUUCAGGUGUUGGUGUUGGUGUUUGCCGUGCUGUGUAUGGUGUGUGUGUGGACGGAGGACAGGAUUCCCCCGUCAGACAGACACGCCGUCUACUGGAACAGCUCCAAUACCAGGUUUUGGCAUGGAGAGUACACCGUAGCCGUGAACAUCAACGACUACCUGGACGUGUACUGUCCGUACUACGAGGAGCCGCAGCCGCUGAGCCGGAUGGAGCGCUACAUCCUGUUCAUGGUUAACCACGACGGCUACACGACCUGCGAACACCGCAUGAGGGGGUUUAAACGCUGGGAGUGUAACAGGCCGCAGAACGUCGACGGGCCGCUACGCUUCUCCGAAAAAUUCCAGCUCUUUACACCGUUCUCGCUUGGCUUCGAGUUCCGCCCCGGACACGAGUACUACUACAUCUCGUCUCCUCACCCCAAUCACGCUGGAAAGCCCUGUUUGAAGCUGAAGGUUUACGUGAAACCAGCCGACGGUUCGGCGUUCGAGUCUCCGGAGCCGUUCCUGAUCGACCGAAGCGUGACUGUGGGACUUCACUUGUGUGUGUUGAUGCUGUGGGCGGCUGCGUCGGUCCUGAUGCUGAUGCGAAUGUAGGAUUUGCAGUUUUAUCCUCUCCGUUUUGCCCCUCAGGGAAGUGUCUCUGCCCUUCUUCUGCCCCACGCGUGCUAAUGAGCACUAAAGCAACAACACUAAAGAGAACGAUGAGGUCUGUCGCUGAGGAACAGAUGGAUUGUCAUUCUUUUU